Messenger RNA from Solea senegalensis (Senegalese sole), 4315 nucleotides. RefSeq names its product transcription regulator protein BACH1-like. Gene Ontology annotation, biological process: regulation of transcription by RNA polymerase II. Gene Ontology annotation, molecular function: protein binding; RNA polymerase II cis-regulatory region sequence-specific DNA binding; DNA-binding transcription factor activity, RNA polymerase II-specific. The record is from RefSeq and is a predicted model, not a curated record. The transcript is spliced from 5 exons. The coding region runs from base 124 to 2085 and encodes 653 amino acids. Lineage: Eukaryota; Metazoa; Chordata; Actinopteri; Pleuronectiformes; Soleidae.
UUCCUGGUCCUACUUAUCACAUGACAAGGAGAAAAAGUGUGUCUCCGGAUGGCCUGAGUCAUCUGUAUGCAAAUAAAUUAACUCAGUUUUCAGCUAACAUGGCAGGCUGAGCUUAUAAGAACCAUGUCGCACCAAGGUCCUCGCACGUCAGUGUUCACGUUUCAGUCUGCUGUGCACAGCGACCAUGUUCUCCAGUGUCUGAAUGAGCAAAGGCAGCAGGAUGUCCUCUGUGACGUAACAGUGGUGGUGGAGGACAGAAUGUUUCGGGCACAUUGCUCUGUCUUGGUCUCCUGCAGUGAAUACUUUCACAGCAGGGUCACCAGUGUCACUGGACAGAAUCCCAUCAUCACCUUGCCUGAAGAGGUGACUGUGGAGGGGUUUGAACCUUUGCUUCAGUUUGCCUACACAUCAAAGCUGCUCUUCACCAAAGAAAACAUCCAUGCCAUUCACAGCAGUGCUGAGUUUUUAGGAUUUCGUGAUUUGGAGUCAGCCUGCUUUGAUUUCCUCCUGCCAAAGUAUGCUGAAGGCAAAAAACCACAGGAGGUCAGGCGUGGAGGAGCUUGUUGUCAGAGUCGGGAUCCUGCAACUAGUUUUAUCUCCAGGGAAGAGAGCAGCCAACCAAAAUCAUUUGAGUCUCACAGCUCAGUGCCUUCAGAGGGUGAUGAGCACACAGACUUCCCAACACAGUCUCCUCAGAGUGCACAGGGUCAGAAGAGAAGUGAGGAAGAACACUUCUGUUUGGAGAACUGCGGGCCUCAAAUGGCCCCCUUAUCUCUGGAGUUAACAGCAAAUGGAGUUUGCCCCAUGUUGUCUUUGCCAUGUCCAGACACUGACAAAGCAGAUCAUCCAUCUCGGUUUUGUGAAAAAGACAUUUUAGAGAUAGGAGAUGUGUUUAGCUGUGGCUUACCCUGCGAGCUGUCAACCCCAGGGGAUAUGAAUCCUACAGGACUCAUUGAGCCAGCAGGCAGAGAUGUUAAACAGGCUGUGGAGACGCUUGGUGCUGAAUCCAACGGCAACCCUGCUUUAUGUCCAAUCAACAGUACUGUGGCAGAAAAUUGUAGUGAUUUAUUAGAGCAGACGGACGAUGGCCUCGAACAGAGAAUGACAGGUGAUAUCUCAGACUCUGCACUUACUGCUUUAAGCCAUCAAGAGGGAUUUGGGGAGAGGAGCAGUGUGGAGAGGGAGGUGGCUGAACAUCUGGCCAAAGGAUUUUGGUCUGACCUGUGUCCAUCUCAGGGUCAACCACUCCCCUUGGAUCCCGUGGACCAAAACAGUUUAGCAAAAGCGGCUGACUUUCAUUGGCUAAAGCAGCUGGACUUGAGCUCCAGUGUAGGAGACUGCCCUUUCCUCCGGGACCUUGGUACAGGUGAUGACCUAACUCAACGCACCAACAGUCUGUCACAGAUGGAGAAGAGCCCCUGCAUGUCCUCCACGUUCAACUCUGCUGACGAUUCAGACCUGGACACAGAUGGAGAUACUGAGGCUAACAACAGAAGAGCAGCAGAGAUUCAGCUGCCGUUCGCAGUGGAUCAAAUCUCUGCACUGAGCCGAAGUGCCUUCCAGCAGCUUCUGAGAAACCAUCACCUGACUCAAGAUCAGCUGGAGUUUGUCCACGAUGUUCGUCGACGAAGUAAAAACCGGGUGGCUGCACAACGUUGCCGAAAGAGGAAACUAGAUGGGAUACAACAUCUCGAGUUUGAAAUCAAAAAAUUAAAAAAUGAGAAAGAGCGGCUGCUGCAGGAGCAAACAGAGCUGGAGGAAAACCUAGAGGAGAUUCGUGAGAGUCUGUGCGGGUUAUGUAAGAGUGUUAGCAUCGAGUCUGAUCAGGACCAGUUGCAGCUUCUUACCAAGAUCUCCUCUUCACCCGACUUUCCCUCUUCCCUCAUUAAACAUGAGGAGUCGCAGAUCACUAUCGAAAUGGUAAGUAGGUCCUCAGAGUGUGCGCCGAGCGGGCCUCCUGCAGACUCUGUUCAGAUCACUGAGCCAGAGGCUGGUGCACAAACAGAGCAGACUCAUUCUCCACAAAAUUGCCCUGUUCCUGCAUCUCUGCUCAACACUUGUGUGGACAUGAACAGCAACUUAUAAUAAUUUGACUGAAAUUGCUUUGAUAUUUCUAAAUACAAAGCUACAUGCAGGGGGUGAACCUUUAGGUAUAUACUGUAAUCCCUUGUUGGGAUAGACAUGCUUUCCUGUGUAUUUCCUGCCAAAUAGAGGUUCCAUAGAUGUCCAGCGUGUAAGACUGUGUGACAUGUAAUGAUGAAACCACAGAUUGUAACAAAUGGAUGACUUCUCUACUCAGCCUCCUCUCUUUUACACUGUCAUGGAAGUACAGUCGUCUUCACAUAACAGAAAGUACAGGAAUGUCAUGCUUACUUGCAUUGUUGGUUUCCACUUCAAAACGCGAAAUGCACACUCUGAGUGGUUUGUCCUUUCAGGCUGCCGUAGAAACAUGAUGGUGCAAGAUGGCCGCCUCCAGAAAGUACAACCCUUUGUGGAAGUGUAUGUAAUAUAUUGCACAUUUAUACAGACAUACUUAUGGGUAGUUAAUGCAGUUUCUGCCAAUAAACUGUCCUAAAUAUUACCUACUGAACCAUUAAUGUAACAUUGAAAUAUUAGAUUUUAAUUUGUUGUGUUUCUACACGUGUAAGGAUCUGUUUCUCGUGAUAACAAGAUAAUUUCUCGUUAUAACAACGUACGUUUUCAUUAUGACAAGAUUGUUUUUUCAUUAUAACACGAUUUUUCUCUGGCUUUCUCGUCAUAAUGAGAUACAUUUUGACUAUAAAAGCUUAAUUAAUUAAUUGAUUGAUUGUUGUCGAGACAAUUUUAAGUAUGUAGCCCAACAUCACCAACACUAUUUGCCUCUAGCUUUACAAUCUGUACGGCUAGUGACACUGUCUAUCCUUAGACCCUGACAUUGGGAUGUUUACAUCAGGCAGGGAGGGAGUCUGAAUGUGAUGCGCAGGUUAAACCCACAGCCUGCAGGUCAGGUGGUAAGGGUGCAUUUACAAUAACAUUUUAACAAGUUCAGGCAAUUCUGUCAAGACAGAUAAUGGAUCAUUAGGAAUAAAUUGUUAAAAAGCAAUUGUCUGUCUCUACCAAGUUAUUCCCCUAAUCUCCCUUUCACUCACAAAUAAUUGUUCUGCAUUCUGUAUAUAUGUGUAUAUGGUGAUGGUAGGUGAGUGGUCGAGCGAGUCGUCUUUAAGAAACUGCAGUGUAAAGCAGCUUUGAGUGGUCUAAAUACAAACCAUUUACUAUAUUCCUUAUGACAACAGCAAUGAAUAUUAAUGAUUUUUGAAAGAACAUUUUAUCCGUUAUUAUAUUAAUAAAUCACAGGUUUGUCACACACACUCAUACACGUCUCUAGUAUAAAUCAUGUUGACAUGUUGUCGGCAUCUUCAGCAGGCAGAUGUAGUCUGAAUUAUCCCUGCUACAAAGUUAUCCGAUUAAACUGUAAACAUAUGCAGUGAGCAUAAGUCAGAGCAUACACAGCCUCUCCACCUUCACGCUCCAACUCCCCCGAUGUGCCGCAAACAAUCAAUCAGAUAAGCCAAAUUUAAGGUUAAAACUGUUAUAAUGAGAAACCUUUGUCGUUAUAACAAGAAACAGCUCAGUUAUGUUUUAUUCUCCUGUGGCAGUGCUGUAUAUAUUUUUAAUAUGCAUUUCUCUGUACUUAACACAAUAUCCAGCAUUUGUCAUCAUUUUCAUAAAGGUGCAGACAGCUUUCAGGUAAAUCCCAAAUGUUUCCAUUUAUAAAUUAUUACAUUUCAUUACACUUAAGUUUGAUUUUUCUCAGGGACACACAUAACCUGACCAUGUUUUGAUGGCUUAAUUCAUUCUCUUUGCAUACCCACCUAACUCUCCUCUGUACACACCAACUUACAAAAUUAAAUUACGAAUGUUUCAUUCUGCUUUUAGUAGUCCAUCUACAUCAUUUUUGAAACAUCCUGUUUUAUUCCACUUGGAAAUAUGCACAACACUAAGAGAACUUUUUUUAUAACAGAGUUAAAGGGAUUGUUACAGCUCUUAACACAGGUAUAGUUUGAACAAAUAACUUCUGUGCUUCCCUCAGUAUUUGUAUAAUGGUUACAUUUUGAUUAAUUGUGGUAUUUGAUGCAAAAUGUGCCUUAUGCAGUAAUAUAGUACAAACAGAGAAAGAUAAAGGCAGUCUUUGUAUAUUGUCUCCAACACUGUUGCACAUUAACCAAGAGCUCAUUCUGAUAUCACUCUCUUCUCUUUCGGUCUGUGUGCAUGUUGAUAUUAUUAAGUGCUUUCACUGGUUACACUUUUAAAUAAACAGCAUUUGUUAACAUGUAAA